Molecule: messenger RNA, 1779 nt
Organism: Neurospora crassa OR74A
Lineage: Eukaryota; Fungi; Ascomycota; Sordariomycetes; Sordariales; Sordariaceae
Product: mitochondrial cation transporter
Exons: 4
Coding region: 571-1593 (340 amino acids)
Biological process (GO): mitochondrial transmembrane transport; monoatomic ion transport
Cellular component (GO): mitochondrial inner membrane
Molecular function (GO): monoatomic ion transmembrane transporter activity
Source: RefSeq, a predicted model, not a curated record
UGAAAUGACAUGAAAUGGCCACUAACGGUGCCAGAUCCAGAAUCCCGUCUGACUGUCUUUCGUCUUGUGUAGGUCAUUUCCUCAUACUCCCUCUACUCAGUAGUCCGCCCAGUCAGCCAGUACAUGUGCAAUGUACAAAAAUGCAGGCGGGACAGUGAUACGGCACAUCAUCUGGGGUCCCGUUCCGGGGUCCUGAAUCGAGACCGGGAUACCUGGCCGUCCCCGAGAUCGGGAUCCGCUUUAUUUUUGCCGCGACCGGGGAAAGAUAACAAAACCCUCUUGUCAAAGGAGAGUCGAUGGUUUGUUUCAAGCAGGAGUCAUACACCGCUUUGCUUUUAUUUCCAUUUCGGUCUUCUUUCUUGACUACUUUUCUCUUUUCCUGUUUUGAAGUUUGUUUUGUUUGUCUGUUUGUUUGUGCUUCUCCGACAUCGUCGCCGUCAACUCGCCCGUCAGACAAGACACACAAGUGUCGUUCAAUCUCUUCUUGUCGCAAAGAGAGCGCACUAUUCACGCCAUUAAACACUUCUUGACAAAACACCGUCUUCGACCCACCCCAGAGCACAAACAACCAUGUCCGCCUCUCUGCCCGGCGCGCGCGCGCUUCCCGACUCGCAGUAUGACUUGAGCACCUACUGGGGCCGCGUCAGGCAUACCGCUGGCCUUACCGAUCCGAGGACGCUUCUCGUUGGCAAUGCCGGUCUCGAGCAAGCUAAGCAGCUCCUCGUCUCCUACAAGCAGGGACAGAUCAAGUCCAUGACGCCCGACUUGUGGCAGGCCAAGAAGCUCGUCGACUCUACUCUCCAUCCCGAUACCGGAGAAAAGGUCUUUCUUCCCUUCCGCAUGUCCUGCUUCGUCCUUUCCAACUUGGUCGUAACAGCCGGCAUGUUGACCCCUGGCCUUGGCAACCGCGGCACCAUCGCCUGGCAAGUAGCCAACCAAUCCCUCAACGUUGCCAUCAACUACUCCAACGCCAACAAGUCUUCCCCCCUCAGCUGGUCCAAGAUCGCCCAGUCCUACUUCCUUGCCGUCGGCGCCUCCUGCGGCGUGGCCGUCGGUCUCAACAGCGUUGUCCCGCGCCUCAAGUCGCUGGCGCCCUCGACCCGUUUGAUUCUCAGCCGUCUGGUUCCGUUUGCCGCCGUCGCCUCGGCCGGUGCCCUCAACGUCUUUCUCAUGCGCGGCGAGGAGAUGCGUACGGGUAUUGACGUGUACCCGGUCCUGUCGGCCGCCGACAAGGCCAAGCUGGUUGCGGAGGGCAAGGGCGAAGGAGACGUGGAGAGCCUGGGUAAGAGCAAGAAGGCGGCGACGAUUGCUGUGGCGGAGACGGCCGUCAGCAGAGUGCUCAACAGCAGCCCGAUCAUGGUUAUCCCCCCUCUUGUCCUGGUUAGGCUCCAGGCUACCCAGUGGUUGAAGAGAAACCCGAGGUACACGACCCCGAUCAACCUCGGUCUGAUCUUGGUGACCAGCUAUGCCGUGUUGCCGUUGGCGCUGGCGGCGUUCCCCCAGAUGCAGAAGAUCGAGGCGGAUAGGCUGGAGGGAGAGUUCAAGGGUCGUGGUGGUCAGGAUGGCUUGGUUGUUUUCAACCGUGGUAUUUAAGAGGCGGCAAAGGGGAGCCGGUAGGUUCUGGUGGCAUGGGUUAAUUCCCUUUGUCUUGAAGAUGGAGGACCGUGGAGGAGUGUGCACACAAUGGGCAGCAUAGCCUUGGAGUUUUCUUGUUCAUAUGGCAGCGGCAGCGGCGAAAAACGGCGGCGAUAUCCUGAAAAGCUAUGUUGAUUUGGUCAG